This is a messenger RNA of Notolabrus celidotus (New Zealand spotty), 5485 nucleotides long. It is a transcript of the gene btbd8, whose product is annotated as BTB domain containing 8. NCBI's taxonomy places the organism in Eukaryota, Metazoa, Chordata, Actinopteri, Labriformes, Labridae. The transcript has 19 exons. Gene Ontology annotation, molecular function: protein binding. The record is from RefSeq and is a predicted model, not a curated record. The coding region runs from base 450 to 5096 and encodes 1548 amino acids.
CUGGAGGGUGGACACAGCGUGGAGCAGUGAUGUCAACAACGGUCAGUGGGUCAGCCUUUCAUGAGAAUAAUCCUAAUUCACAGCUGUAACCGAACACUGUGCUAGCAGAAGAUUACCGGGCUCGUUUCGUGUCAGCAGGUUUAUUAUUACACCUUGUGCUGAAGGUUUGAGGAUUAAAGAGACGAGAAACAACUAACGGUAGCGCAUGUCAGCUAGUGCUAGCAAGCUAGCGGCGAGAGGAUGAUGAGGGUAGUGUUGUUAAGCUGAAACAGAGCAAAUACAUGUCAGAACGAUUCUGUGUGAGAGGAUGGAUGAGUGUUUCACAUUAUAAACGAGGGCUGUUACUGCAUGCAUGAAACUCAUCUAAAAAAAAAAGAGAGGAACUGGUUCUACUGGAUGAUGCUAUCUGUGGCACCCUGCAUGCUGACGUUGAGAGAACGUAACAAACCAUGAUCACCACGGAGGCAGCAAGAGACUUCCAGGCCAAAGAGCGCAAGUACAAAGAGCAGCUGAGGAGAUGCUUAUCUUCAGCUCUGUCAGCAGACCUUAACAGGUUGCUGCAGGAGGAGCUGGAGGCUGAUGUUUCUCUGUUUGCUGCCUCGGGCUCCCUUCGAGCACACAGAGCUGUGCUGUUGGCCAGAGCUCCUCAUGUUCUCCGUGGACACCCCCACAAAGAUGCCACCAUCAUUCAUCUGCCUGACUGCGAGCAGUCCAGGCUGAAAGAUUUCCUCAGGCGAGUGUACACAGCAGACCAGAGCACGCGCUCCAAUGAAAUCAGCCCAGACGUGGAGGGCUUAGUGCCAGGAAUGACUCUGUCUGUUCCCGACACAACAGACCUCCAGAUUUCCACUGACUCAGACACUGGUCUUGAGCCAGCCUCAGGCCUCGGAGCUGACCUGCUGCAUCUGUACCAGAGAGGAGAGCAGUGUGACAUCACCAUCCAAGUAGCAGAGCAGGUCUUCUCCUGCCACAGGGCAAUCCUGUGUGCACGGUCGCAGUACUUCCGAGCCAUGCUGAGCGGGAGUUGGAUGGAGAGCUCCAGACAGUGCAUCACUCUGCAAGGUUUGGGGCCAGAUGAGAUGGAGAUCCUGCUCCAGUUCAUGUAUGGGGCCAUUGUGGAUCUACCGCCUGGAGCCAGUGCCAGUCAGGUGGUGUUGGCAGCAGACAUGCUGGGUUUGGAAGGGCUGAAAGACGUUGUGGAGAUGGUUCUGACCAGAGACUACUGCCGUUUCUUCCCCAAGCCGAGUGACGGGGUUCAGAGAACAGUUCUCGAGUGCCUGUCCCUCACUCACGCCUUAAACCUCCAGAAGCUCCACAUACUGUGUAAGAGGUGGGUUUCUGAACAUUUCAUGAAGACCUGGUGUGAGAGAAACUUUUCCCUCUUGUCUCCUGAGCUCCAAAGAGCCUGUCUAAGCGCUGUAAUGGAAACCAUGACUGUGCAGAACGCAGUAACAAUGCUCUGUGGUACUGAGCAAUUGCUUGGCAGUCUCCCAGAAGUCAAGUGGGCCCAACAGGUUCGGAGUCUCGCCACUGAGCUGCAGGAGGAGAGCCUCGCUGUCAUUGUUCAGCAUCUCCCCAGAGUGAUUCACACUCAGGCCUUCUGGGACCUUCACAGGAGGGAAGAGUUUACUCGAGAACCCACGUUAUUGAAGAAGCUAUGUUCUGCCAUUAGAGAAGGUGUGACUGUGGAUAACUGCUGUGACCUUUACUCUGCUGUGUACCUUCUGUGUGGAGAGGACAUGGAGGACGACUCUCACCUGGAGCUGAGAGGCGACAAACAAGAGGAGCCGUUCAGGCGAGAGAUUUGUACGCUACGUGGUCGGCUGUGGACCUUCCUGCUCCAGACCUUUUAUGCGGUCCGCCACACGCAGGGAUGGGAGACUCUUUCUUCCAAACACAGAGAAAAGAUACUUGCAGAUGCUAUCGAUAAAGGGGACAACCGAAGACUCGGUAAAAAGCCUGUUUUCACUAGCUCACAGUCAAGGCCUGUAAAAUGCCCUUCAUCUGCACCUGAGAGCCCCCCUGUGCACAGGACGCAGAGGGUGUCUGAACACACAGGUUUUGCCUCCCGUAGUGCUGCAUCAGCCAUGAAGUCUGAUGGGCUUGGGACAGCAAACAAACCAGGAGAGGGUCACACUUCCAAAGCAAAGAAUGUAAAGAAACCAGGAGACAGGAGUGCAGCAGCAAAAGCAAAGACAACAACAGCUGGAGCACCAGUUGUCAAUGGCACAGGAGCUGCAGGGGCCAGACGGGAUGUUGCAGGUGCCAAUGGCUCCAGAAGCUCUCAUGGCGUUAAGGAGCAGGAAAAGAAACCAAACCCAGGUGCACGGCCUAAAACGUCUCCCCCAAGCUGCACAUCUACAAGUCUUACUGUAUCAAUGAAGGCACAGAAGAGCUCAGCAGGAAAGUCUGACGCUGCUGGCACCACCCAAGCUCAGCCCAGCGCUUCACCCUCAUCAGGCAGCGUCUCGCCAGAGAAUGGUGCCAGCAGCCCUCGCAAUGACACCCACUCCAUCCCAGGAGCAAAGCCCAAACACCAGGCCAAGGCAGUAAACAAAUCCCCACUGACAAAACCUCACCAGAAAUCAGAUACAGCUAAGACCAGCAGUCCUACCAAUAAGUCGAGUGUGAGAGAGAGUGGCAAAGUCAAGACUGGUGACAAAACAUCAGCCGGUGUGACAGGAGCGAGAGCAGACACCAAAGGAAGAGGCACAACAGACCACCACAUCCCCAAGCAUGGAUCCUCCCUGAAAAAGCCAGCUUCCCCCAGGAAAGAAGACGGAAAGGAUGGCUUGAAACCCUCAGCAUCAGAUAAAACAGCGAGUGAAGCUCCCAAAAAGAAGAUCACAAAACCCACUUCAGCGACUGGAGCCUCGGCUAAAUCCAGCACUAAACCAACAAAGCUCUCUCCAGCCCCCUCCAAACAAUCUGCUGCUGUAGCUGCCAAGUCUGGACCAAAGCCAAAAAGUAGUACAGACUUAUCUACAGAGAAAGCUUCUCCAAAAUAUGGAGCUACUGCCAAAACCUCAGCUUCUGCUGCCUCCAAGAAAUCAGGAACUAAAGGGAAGGAGGCCGUGAAUGGCAAAAGUUUAGAAUGUAAAUCUGAGGCGGCUGAAAACACUGUUGAAGUCGGGGUUCAUAAAGAUAGUACAGAGGUAGCGCUUUCUAACCAGGCUGUGGGGGAUUCGCUUAGCUCUCAGCAGACUCCUCAGAACACUGACAAACAGUCAGAUGACAUUAGUUGUGCAGAUGUGGAGGCCAGUGCUGAACCAGCGGCUUGCAACAUCCCUGAUGUCCAAUCUGUUAAACCAGGCACCUUCAAACAGCCUCCAAGUAGUGUCAACAAAGCUCGCAUCAGCGGAGGACAAGGUCAUGAGGUCCGCUCCCCAAACUCCCCAAAAGACUCUGAGCGACCCGUAGACACCCCCUGCAGUGUAGGAAGCACUGACACUCCCUUAGAGGAUUCGUGGAGCGGCAUCCACCAUCAAGUCAGCCCAGAGUCUGAGACCUGCAGCACACACACCACCUCCUCUGACGACAUCAAGCCCCGCUCAGAGGAUUACGACGCCGGAGGCUCGCAGGAUGACGACUGCUCCAACGACAGAGGGGUUUCCAAGUGUGGUACCAGUCGCUGUCACGACUUCCUGGGUCGCAGUAGUAGUGACACCAGCACUCCAGAGGAGUUAAAGAUGUACGAAGGCGGAGCAGGACUGAGAGUGGAGGUGCGGAUGCGAGGGCGGGAAGCAGAGACCACCAGCGAGGAGGAGGGAGUGAGACAGCGUCCUCGUUCCUGGUUGCACAGGGAGGAGGUGCCCGUGGAGGAGGAGCACUCGGAGGUAGAGGCUACUGUGACUGUGAAGAGUGUCCCCGAACCCCAGCUGUUCUCCUCUGAGGAUGAAGAGGAAGAGGAAGAUGAGGAGGCAACAGAGGAUGAGAGGUCGGAGGUUGAGGUGAUCCCAGGUCAGGCUCAGCCGCCGCCAACGGAACCCUCACCACACUAUCAGGGGAUUGUCAAUCUAGCUUUUGAUGACGAUGGAGGGGAGCAGGAGAACGACCAGCCCGACUAUCAGUCCACCUCUAACUUCCGGCGGUCAGUGCUGCUCUCUGUCGACGAGUGUGAGGAGUUGGGCUCAGAGGAGGGUGGAGUCCAAACUCCGCCUCAACAGCCUGAUGACGCUCUGACUCCCUGUGAUGUUUUCGAGUCUGACUCCGUGACUCCUCAGUCUAAUUGUGUCCCUUCCGCUGACCAACAGAACCACCUUGAGAGUGAAGUUAUGAAGCACAAACAACAGGAUGAAGAACAGGAAGAAAAAUCCUCCAUAUUUCUUACAGAGAUUCAGGAACCAGUGAGGGAGGAGAAUGUACACAUCCAGGUUGAUGGAGUAAAGUCAAGCGGUCCCGUCCCUGACUCUGACAUCAGAGACCUCCCUCCCCAGGAGCGCCCAUGCCACCUGGAUCUGCAGCACACUGAACAAUACAACGGAGGCCCGCGCAGAAAUCACGUCUCAGAAGGCAAGAAAGCUGACUUACAUCUAGACUUAAAUGAGCCUCAGCUAACAGGGGACUCUCCUGUUCAUGCUGCACAAUCUCCAGCAGGGGACAAUGGUUGUGACAGAUUGGAUCAAAGCUGCAAACAUGACCGUCGACCAUCCAAAGCCCUCUCUCCCAUUUACGAGAUGGAUGUGGGAGAAGCCUUUGAGCACUGCUCGGACAAGGACAGGAAUGUUAAACUGAAGGAAGAGGAAGAAAAGCUAAGAGGGGGCCAUGACAAAGGCAGUGAGUUUGCAGAAAGCGACUGGAGCCUGCUCAGGCAACUCCUCUCAGAUCACGAGUCCAAUCUGGGUGUCAUAAACCCCGUACCUGAGGAGCUCAACUUGGCCCAGUACCUUAUCAAACAGACUCUGUCCCUCUCACGUGACUGCUUGGACUCGCAGGCCUUCCUGUCCCCAGAGAAGGAGACCUUCAAACGCUGGGCGGAGCUCAUCUCACCCAUGGAUGACUCCUCCACCAGCAUCACAGUGACCAGCUUCUCCCCAGAAGACGCUGCAUCUCCACAGGGGGAGUGGACCAUCGUGGAGCUGGAAACACAUCAUUAACUGCACAGAGGGGAGCCUGCCGGACAGUCGACGCCUUCUCAAUGAACACUAAAAGUCUUUACAUCAAGUUUGUCUUAAUUUAUUAUAAUUUAUCUGUCUCUUUAUUUGCACUCUGCAACACCCUGAGCUUUGCAGCAGCUUAUUUGCUUUCCCAUGACGCCCUAUGGACCGUUUCUUGACACAGAUGGGCUGUUCUGCAUGCUGAUUUUUUGUAUGUGUUGAAUUGACGUUGAUUCAAAUCUCUAGAAAAGAUAAGGCGUGAGAAAAAUUCAUUUUCAUGGCAGUGUUCAAAUGAUAUGAUUGAAGUUUCUUAAAGAAAAAUAGUAUCAGCCCAAUGGCUUGCAUUUAAUGUCAUACUGAAAAUAAAGAUAUGUGUUUCUGGAAAAAUU